This is a messenger RNA of Camelina sativa (false flax), 556 nucleotides long. RefSeq lists its product as uncharacterized. Lineage: Eukaryota; Viridiplantae; Streptophyta; Magnoliopsida; Brassicales; Brassicaceae. Gene Ontology annotation, biological process: regulation of gene expression. Gene Ontology annotation, cellular component: peroxisome. The record is from RefSeq and is a predicted model, not a curated record.
CUCUCAUCGGCAGCCACACACACAGAUCUAACCCCGAAUUCUCGGUGCGGCGGUUAGGCACCCUUAGACGAAAGAGUUUCGUGUUCUUUCAUCGAUUGGUUAUUCCUCUCUGUUCGUAUCUCUUUUUCCAAUUUCCCCUAAAUUCUUUUUGUUUCUCUCUCGAUCGGAGUCAUGGCGAAGUACUACGAUGCUGACACGUGCGUCUUCUGGGACGUCGUUGAUUUCCCAGUCCCUGAGGAUCGCAUGUUAAACGAGUUUCGUAGUAAAGUCGAACGAGCGCUUCGGAUGGAGGGGUAUAUUGGUAAACUGAAAAUCCAGGCUUAUGGUGAUGGAGAUGCAGAUAGGAUGGAUUAUCUCUGUGCCAAGAUGCAGCUUGUACAAAAAGCGGCUGAAAAACAUGUGAGACUCAGUAGGAUGCAACUGGACAUACUUUACUGGGCAUUCCGUUGUUUUAAUGACGAACUAGAACAUAACGAGACAAACUUCCUCGUAAUUGCUAAAGACGUCCCAGGGAAAGACACAGGCACUGGUUAUGUUUGCAAUACAUAUAAGGGAA